AUUUGCUAGGUUUACUCACGUUGCCUUCCUGUGAUUGAUUGUAUCAGUGAAACAUUACCAGUUCCUCUGGCAGGCCGAUUCGAUAAUCUCUUAGCCUAAGCCUGUAACUCUCCACUCAUUCCUCCUAACUGCCUAACCAUGAAUGACAGGACAAGGACAAGGGAGUAACUGAUAGUAUAUCGACCACCAUGUCUGUCCCUCAGCCUCUGCCGAACCAGAUCCUCCAAAACCACCAGCGUCGGCCUUCCUUAACAGCCUACUCCGAGACUUCCCGUGCCUCAUCUGAUCUGUCUAUACUUCAGCAGUCCAUUCCCUCCCUCCCAGACCAAUCCCAAUCCCUUGACUCAGCUCAAGCCUUACCGGGUUCGAGAAACACGAAGAAGCUUGUUAUCGACAGCUCCGCCGUGGUAUCGCCCGUCCGGUCUAUUCGCCGCAAGCCGCUGUCAUCAACCGCGUCGUCAAUUGCUACUAGGUACUCUUCUGGAGAGUAUCUUGCUUUUGCAAAGGGGCCGCCCGGUCCAGACCACAGAUUUUCUCGUUCCUUUUCGGUUGAUAGUCCUACUGUUUACGAGUUUCCUCGCCCUCCAACCGGUUCAUUAGACAAGCCAGGAUUGGAAUCGCCCCACGAUUUCAUAUUGAUUCAGAGCAACGUAGAGAAACCUCCCGAGGCUCGUCAUCCAUUAGCUUCCGUCGACUCCAGCCCGGCUGUGACGGCGGGUGAAGUCGAACGUCCAACUUCUCAGGGUAGUAACCCUGACGCUUCUCAAACAAGUCACACCACCGACUUGUCGCAACAUCACGAACCGGCCGCCUAUGACGAUUUAUUUAGUGACGAAGAGGAGGAUCGGUUAAGUGACAAUAUUCUCGACGGAUAUAAAUCGGAUUCGUCGGAUUAUAAUAAUAGUCGUAAUUCUUAUCACUCUAGUACUAUGUCAUUGCAUAUCACCCGGAAAGCAACACCCCCACAGUUGAGGAUCAACCCGGAUGAUAUAUCGUCGACUCCAAAAGCCGAUAGAAACGACAUAAAGACUCCUAAUACCGAUAAACCUCUACCGAAGUCACCAGGCUCGUCAAAGCUAGGGACGUUCUUUGGCUGGACUACUUCUUCGCCUUCGAACACAGAAACGUCAGACAAAGGAUAUUCGCCUAUUCCUUCACCCUUUAACUUUUCAAAGGCGACCAGCGUUACCGAUGCAUCCCCAGUUACAACAGUCGGACCACAAUCACUACUGGAUGCCCCCAAGGGAUUAUUUGCAUCUCCAAACUCAAGGGAAUACGGCGAAUCUUACCUGUCGCCAUCAGCCGCUACUAUAUCGCCACAAUACCUAAUCGAAGAAAUGGAGGAAGAAUUAAAGGCCAUCUCGGCCGAAUUGGCAGCGUCCAUUCGGCGCGAGAUGGACCUGGAAGACUUAGUAGACAGAUUGCAAGCAGAGAGGGACAACCCCACGACGAAUGCAAACAAGAGGACCAGCGACUACUUCUCCGAUUCGGGAUAUAGCUCUGCUAAGCUAAGCGAGUAUGAUCAGUCGCGAGAAGAGAUAGAGAAGAUUCAAAGAAGAUCAGAGCAGGAGAAAGCACAGAUUAGGCUCGAGUUGACUAAUAAACUUCAGGAUGAGAGGUCCAGGAGACAACAGCUUGACGUACAGAUCAAGGAGCUGUCGGAAAGGGCGUCUCAGAUUGACCUUGCCAAAGCCGACAACGCGGACACAUCCGGACGUGUUAAGGAGUUAGAAAAUACUUGUGAAACUUUGCGGCGUAAGCUCACCGAAGAGCGACAAGUCAAAGAUAACUUUGAAGAUUUGCUCGCAGCGCUCAAGAACGAGCUCGAGAAUGCCUCGAACCAACGUGACAACCUUCGCGACGAGGUUGUGCCUCAACUCCGAGCACGUGUAGAGGGUCUCGAAUCACAGGCGGCAGAGCUCGAGAAGAUGGCGUAUGAAUCCACGAAGAUGCAGCAAGAGCUUCAGGCUCUGAAGAACGAGAACACGUCCUUGAAACAAACGCAGCCCAACCCCAUGGGCACCAUCUCCGAAGAACCAAUACUUGCCGGAUCUCGACUAUCCCGGUCCAACUCGUUGACCGGUCCCUCACCGUCCUUUAGGCUUCAAAGAGCACCCCCCGGUCUGACAAGGUCCAAGUCAGUCAAGACAACCGAAUCUCGGGAUCAGCUCUCGGAGCGACUUAAGGACGUCGAAGAGCAGCGAAAUGCUUUACAUAAAGCCCUAAAGAAUCUACUGGAUAGACAAGAAUAUCAGAACAGGGAAAACGAAAAGAAGAUCCGCGCCCUCGAGAUGGAGCGUGACCGUCUUUUAACUGAGUCGCCACAGAAAGCUGGUUUCCAGAAGGAAAUAGCUAACCUCAGAGCCGAGAUUACCCUCUUACGACGACGAGCCGACGAGGCCCUGGAACAAAAAUGGCAAGUGGAGAAGGGUCUCGGCGGUCUUAAGAUGGAUCUUGAUCGAGCCGAACAGGAGAUAGCAUCUCUUAGGAGCUUGCUUAGUGAGAAAGACAUUCUAAUUCCACCAUCUCUCGCACGUCAGAGCAGUGCAAGCGACAAAUUCGCGGCACCCGUAACUUCAGAUUCCCUAGCCCAGGCUUAUGAAGAUCUCCAGAAGGCAUAUGCCGAUUCUCUUGAGCGCAUCAAGAAGCUCGAGGCUAUCAGCUCGCCAAACGAGAUAACCAGGAUUGCGAUGGAAAAGCUUGAGCAGGCACUGACGUCUACAACCUUUGAGCGCGACAUUGCACGCCAAGAGGCAACGUCGUACCAGGAGCAGCUCGAGGCUCUCAAGGCGGGCGAAAAAGCCUACCUCGAAUCUGAAAAAGCACUAGCCGACGAACUAAGCGAGUCAGCUCGUCGUGUUGAAGAGCUAGCUAUCCAGGUCCGCCAGCAGCUAGCUAUCAACCAGACUCUACGUCAGAGAAUCUCGGAUACGGUAGCUCGUGGCGAAGCCGAGCAGAAGGCCAACAAGGACCGUAUCACCGCAAUGCAAGCGCACCUCAGGAGCCUCGAGGAGAAAUUAGAGGCCGCGCAAAAUCUCUCGGAGGAGCGAGCCGCGCGGUACGAGGAAGAUAUAGCUAACCUCAGGGCCAGCCACAACGACCAGCUAAAACGUAUGCGUGACGGCUUACGUUCUCCCCGGAUGUUUCCGGCAAAGUCUCCCCUAUCCCCUCUUUUCUCGGGCCCGAAUGCUCGAUCUCCUCGUCUCGCCGCGCGCCCCGGCUCGGCUGUCAAGGUAUCCGACGAUGCCCAGAUCGACAACCUCCGCGCCCGCAUCGCCGAGCUCGAGAAUGCUCUCAGCGAUGCUGACAGCGAGAUGCAGCAGGUCGUCAGCCGUAUGAACACUGCUCAGAUCCAAGUCAUGGAGCUGCAGGAAGAGCGCGAAGCAGCCGUCAGCCAGACGCGAAAGCUGGAGAAGGAGCUCCAAGCUGAAAAGAUGAAGGCCUUCGAGGGGCGAUUUAAGAGCCUGCAGUCGUGAGGGCCAUUACUGGCUUAUGAUGACCCUUAGUCUGACCGGUGUAUAUCCUCACAACAUCACGAUUCCAUGAAAGUCAAAUCAACAUGGGCGACACGCCUAUAUAUGGGUACCUACCUAACUAAACCUUGUUUUUAUUUUCCUUCCGUUUUGGCAUUUACAGGAAUCAGGCAUCCUACUACGCAUUGGGUACGGGCAGCGCGCUCUCACCUGGAUUCAGCAUGCGGCGUUUUGUAUUAAAGCAACGACAGCAUUGCAUCGUCACCUUGGUUUACUGUUCAUAUCCCCCCAUUUGUAACUUUUUUUUUGGAGCGGUCGAAAUCUGACCCAUCUCCUUUACUUUUGUAUAAUACUCGAAAAAAAACUUUGGCAAUGUCCAGAGACACUCGAGGAAUUGUAUAGCUUAAUGUUUUAAACCUAGUAGUUACCCUUCUAAACCUGUAUAUAUGUACCUAUACAUAUAUCUACGCGGUCGCCUACGGAAAAGUCAUGCAGAAAGAAAGAAAGAGAGAGAGAGAGACAACACUGGCAUCUAAAGAAAAAGGUGCUACGUUAGGCUAGGUUAGAUAGCUAAUAUUGUAACUAUCGGGUAUGGCCAACCCGGAAUUAGUUGAUAAUUGAAAGAAGAACAAAACAAACAAUUGCUAUAAACUGCCCUUCGGAAUUCUUAUAUCUCC
Messenger RNA from Daldinia caldariorum, 4150 nucleotides. RefSeq lists its product as uncharacterized. The coding region runs from base 189 to 3476 and encodes 1095 amino acids. The record is from RefSeq and is a predicted model, not a curated record. NCBI's taxonomy places the organism in Eukaryota, Fungi, Ascomycota, Sordariomycetes, Xylariales, Hypoxylaceae. The transcript is spliced from 2 exons.